Dicentrarchus labrax (European seabass) is the source of this 1885-nucleotide messenger RNA. RefSeq names its product CUB and sushi domain-containing protein 1. The transcript is spliced from 4 exons. The record is from RefSeq and is a predicted model, not a curated record. The coding region runs from base 660 to 1334 and encodes 224 amino acids. NCBI's taxonomy places the organism in Eukaryota, Metazoa, Chordata, Actinopteri, Moronidae.
GAAUGUAAUGGCUCCACUGCAGCUCGAUUUAUAUCAGAUUCUUCUGGAAAAGACAUUGUUAUCUAAAAUGUGGCAAAACACAUCUCUGGGUAGACUGUUUGACUGUUUGUGUACAAGCUAAUCAACUUAGUGUGAGAUUUUCCUCCAUUGGAUAAAGCAUAAUUUCUAGCCCAAAAAUGUGUAUAUAUAUGGUAUAUUUUUUUUAUUUUACCAGUCAAAGGCACAUACAUACAGUACCAGUGCCUUGAUGGCAAAUGUUUACAAAACCAUUCUUAACCUUAAACCUCACAAUGUGAUCUCAUCCUCCUUUUUGCUUCGCUCUCAUGGAAAGCUCUGGUGAGCAGGUGACUUAAAUCAUGACAAACCUUUGCCAAAGCAGUUUGUCCUGUCACAGCGUGACAUGCAGCACGUAGUGGCAUUAGCUGUGUGUAGAAGAUUAAGCAGCGCACACAGAGCUUAGUUUAAGUGUUACUUACUGUUCUCUGCUUCUUCAUCCUGCAGUCAGUGAACUCGGCUCCACUGCAACAACUUCUAACGGCUUCAUGUCCCUUGACUUUGCAAAUAUAAUGGUGUAUAGUAUGUUUCUGGACAAGAAUAUGACUUAGAGUCAGUUUCCAGAUCCAUCUGCAGUUUUUCACAGAAACUGAUUGCAUCAGAAGAUGGACACCAUGACGUUAUAUCCCCUGCUGCUGCUGUUGUUUGGGUGCGUCCAAAGAGCUGUUUCUCAGUUUCCUGGAUGGAUUGGAGAGGUGGAAGGUAGUGGUGAGAUAGAAUGGAUUCCACAACCAGAUUUCAUAGACGACGUGUAUUGGUCCGGGAUAGCCCCCAUUUGUUUUGGAGGCUGUAAGGCACAGCACCAGGAGCUGAGGAGAGAUCGCUGUGGAGACUCGAGCUGCUGCUGGCUCGGCUACAAGUCCCUGUGCAGAGUGAAUUGUGGGAAGCCAGAUGUGGACUAUAAUGGAGUAGUGUAUGGUAACGACUGGUGGGUGGGCUCUGUGGUGAGGUACGCCUGUCGCUCUGGCUUCAUGCUUGUGGGAAGCCCAACCAGAUUUUGCCAGCCUAAUGGCCUUUGGACCCCGAAACCUACCUGCCUCCGAAUGUGUCCACGGGAACGCGUUGAAAUCAGUGAGAGGGAACUAAAUGGGACGUGCAGCUCCACCUGCACAAACAAGAGCUACUUCGGCCCACCCAAACAAGGCUGCAGUCGUAUAGACAACUGUAGGAAGAAGGAGACUGGCUGGAAGCGGUUCUUUGCACAGUGUGUCCCUUGCGUUUGUGACUGCGCUUUAUCAUGUGUUGAGUUGCUCGCCAAGCACACUGACAAGCAUAAAUGAUGGACUUGUUGAACGGAUUGUACUGACUGUAAUGAGAGCAUGUUGCAAUGUUGUCUCACCGCAAAUACACUCGAAUGUGGUUAAUUAUUGCUUUAAACAUGAAUUUGUUGGCUUUCUUGGAGGAAUUCCAGUGCAAAGAACACCUUUUUGUCUUUUUAGUUUUAGCAUCUGCACCCUAAAACUUGGAGAGAUUACUAUGUGAGACAUGAGAUAAAGAGGAAAUGCUUGUUUUUGCUGCUUCAUCCAAUUGUGUAGAUAAAUCAGUGGACCCAAAUCUGGAUGUUUUAAUACAUGCAUUUAAUCAGUCUGUCUCCUUGGUUUCUAUAUAUAGAAUUUUACAGUAUUAAGAUUUCAGUGCCUGAAGUUCAAAUCCCUCAGAGUCAGUGGUGAAUUAUAAGCAGCACAGAAUUGUUUAAUUCGGUCUGUGCGCUGUAAGGUGGCGACAGGGUCAGAAAAGAAAAGUGAGGUGAAUUUUAGUUAAAACUGUCUGAGAGGCUGUGUCAGACUAAGAUAAUUAUUUUAAAACCUUAAAAUAAAAUGUUGAACUCGAA